Messenger RNA from Mizuhopecten yessoensis (Yesso scallop), 675 nucleotides. Its product is annotated as solute carrier family 52, riboflavin transporter, member 3-A-like. Gene Ontology annotation, molecular function: riboflavin transmembrane transporter activity. Gene Ontology annotation, biological process: riboflavin transport. The record is from RefSeq and is a predicted model, not a curated record. Gene Ontology annotation, cellular component: plasma membrane. The transcript has 2 exons. Lineage: Eukaryota; Metazoa; Mollusca; Bivalvia; Pectinida; Pectinidae. Bases 1 to 675 code for a protein of 224 amino acids.
AUGAAGAUUUCCCAGUACGGGGAGAUCAACGUCCUGGUCUACAUAACGGUGAUAGUGUUUGGUGUUGGAUCCUGGGUAGCAGUUAAUGGUGUAUUGAUAGAGCUGCCCGUCUUAGUUCCUCAUCUACCAGAGGGAUGGACACUACCCUCCUAUCUGAUCAUGAUCAUACAACCCGCCAACAUAGGACCGAUCGCCGUCACCUUGGCGUACUUGAUUACCAACGAUGCCCUAAAUGAGAAGGCGGCCAUAUAUAGUGUCCUUACAAUCGGAUCUGCCGCGUGUCUGCUGCUGUCCUUCUUCUGGAAGAGCACCUCAUUCCUGGCCGGCGAGAUGCGCAGUACGGCUUUGAUGACAUUAUUCUUCUUUCUGGCUAUUGUCGACUGUACAUCGUCUGUCCUUUUCCUACCCUUCAUGUCAUUGUUCAAGGUCGAGUAUAUGACCGGAUACUUUAUAGGAGAAGGAAUGAGUGGACUGAUACCAAGUCUGGUCGCCCUAGGACAAGGUGUGGGGAAAAUAUCAUGUGAAAAUGUCUCCAUUUUUGAUACAACUAAUAAUAUUUCCUCAUUUGAAAUCCAAACCAUCUAUCAAGAUCCUUAUUUUCCAGUGGACCAUUUCUUUUUAUUCCUACCUACUCGUGUCUUCCGUACGGCUACGACGCCUACCACCUGGCAAUGA